Messenger RNA from Umbelopsis ramanniana AG, 1350 nucleotides. RefSeq lists its product as uncharacterized. Gene Ontology annotation, molecular function: GTP binding. NCBI's taxonomy places the organism in Eukaryota, Fungi, Mucoromycota, Umbelopsidomycetes, Umbelopsidales, Umbelopsidaceae. The transcript has 3 exons. The coding region runs from base 11 to 1117 and encodes 368 amino acids. The record is from RefSeq and is a predicted model, not a curated record.
UUGGUGGCAAAUGUCCUACACUCAAUACCCGCACUAUGCCAGCCCUUCCAAUUCCAUCGCUCAACCUCAUUCAGAAUGGGGUGUAGAUAGACUGGCUGACCGUAUACCAGAGCGUACUUUGGUCUCCGAAUACCCAGACCGCUCAUCUCACUAUCAGAAUCACCCAUUCCAAAGACAAUGGUCCAACAACACACCACGACAGCCAGCCACCACCCAAGAAUACUUUGGCUACAAUCCUACUCAAAAUCAUACCCCACAACAUUCGACUGAUUACCAAGCCUCCUCAACCAGCUCGAGAGUCUAUGAGCCACGGCCUUCACCCACCGAACUGGGAGAGUCUCAAUCCCGGAUACUGGAAGCGCAUACCCCCGAGAGACACUCCUUUUCACGCCCACUUCCACUGAUAUUGAAUUCACAUAAUGAUAACAGAAAUAAUCUAUCUGAACUCUCUACGCAGGCGUCAUUGGAGGAAUCUAUCAUGUUGCAGCUUCAAAAUGCCACUGUCACCAGCUCUACUGAAAGAAGACCCAGCAACAUAGACAUCGAAACGGUCAGUCCGCUCAGAAGAAUGGAAUCACCACCUAUACCCCAACCUCGUAUGAGCGAAUAUUACACAAACUCGCCAGGAACCUCUUCGCCAUCCUCAAAUACAUUCGCUCAGGCACGGCCUUCGUCCGGUCAAGGAGAAGAGGCUCCCUCUCCGACGCCUUCUACUGGCACAUUUAGCAAUGCAUCUCCAGGACUUGGAACAACCGUCUUAACCCCUCAGCAAACUCCGGAUAGUGGAAGACAAAAUCCAUCCCAUUUUAUUAUGAUACCCAUCGGCAGAACUGGUCAUGGCAAAUCGUCCUUGCUGAAUAGUAUUAUCGGAUAUAAUGAAUUUAGGGCUUCCAAUAGUGUUCAGCCUGUUACCGACGCUGUCACUGAACGAACUGCCAUCUGGAAGGUUGAUAAGAAGAGGAACCUUGUCACUGUAGCGGACACACCGGGAUUUGCUGAUCCUAAUCGACAGGAUCCACGUUGGAAAGUGCUGAUCAAAGAGUACAUCGUCAGUAUAGGAAAACGAUUUGGCAUCGAUGCUUUUAUGCUGACCUUUCAACUGGGAGCUAGUGCGUAAGUACAGGUAUAUAUGCAAGCAGCAACCAAAUGACGUAUUAACUUUUUUGAAUGACAGGGAUGUCUUCUUCAAGAUUGUGGAAGAAUUUGUUGGCAUGAUGGAUGAUAUGCAACCGAAAACUUGGUGGGAUAAUGUUGUAUUUGUAUUUACAAGAUUCGACCAUUCCAUAGCCCACCUCCAACAAACGACGGCACAAAAGAUGCUUAUUGUCGGAACGUUGAUCCCGAAAGUCA